AUGCAGAGAAGAAAGAACUAUCUCGAUGUGAAAACGAUGUAUGUGCAACAAAAAGCAGAUAUGGAUGCAACAGGAAAGAAGAAGAAGCUAUUUGACAGUAAAAACUGUAUAGAGUUUGCAGGAAAUUACAUUUGGGAAUCUCAUGUAGCUAAGAGUGAUUUUGACUCACUACUUCAAACCAAGCAAACACAACUUCAAAAUUUCUUGAGUCUUUAUCUGGAAACUGAUAAUAUCAUUACUAUGGUCCAAAACUCUGCAGACUACUUGAUCCAGGAUGUGACCAACUAUGUGAGGAAUCACACAGUGAAAGCCUAUACGGCAGAAGAAUACACGGAGGGAGAUAUGAACGCCACUUUAGCAGCUGCUCUGAACUUUACAGUAACCGAAGGCACCCUCCCAACUGUUCAAAACUCUCAACUUGUGAGAAGAAUUAGAAAUCGUAUUGCUGUUGGACAAUAUCAUGCUGUUUUUAUGCUUGCUAAUGGAAAACUCUAUUCAACAGGAGUCAGUCAACAAUUCAAUCUUGGAAGAUCAAGCGAUACUCCAGAUCUUAAUUUUACACAGCCCGUGGAGGGACUUGAAAACCGGACUAUUUUACAGUUUCAUACUAAUCUUUUACACACGUUGGUUCUAACAGAUGAUGGUGUAUACUCUUUCGGAGACAACGACAAGUGUCAGCUUGGAAACGGCAAAACUAGCGACUCUAAAAAGGCAAUUAAGGUCAUGGGUUUUGCAUGGAACAAUAUUUCUCAAAUCGCAGCUGGACACACUGCCUCGUAUGCCAUCGAUACGAACGGUAAAGUGUGGGCCUGGGGAGACAAUAGCUUUGGUCAGUUAGGAGAUCGAACAGGAGGAGCAAAAGCUAGACCAUUUCCCAUGUUUUACAACGGUACUUUUUACGGGAAAAAAGCUCUGAGAGUUUGUGGAGGUUAUGACUAUGGUGCUGUUCUUUCUACAGAUGGCGAGUUGUUCACUUUUGGCAGUAACUCGCAAGGACAACUUGGAAUUCCAACUACCACUACUAAAACCAUUGAACCUGUGCGUAUUCCACUCGUUGGUGCUUUGUCAAGCUCUCCAGUGAUUGACAUUCAAUGCGGAUAUCAACACGUUGUGGCUCUUCUAUUGAACGGCGAUGUAGUAACUUGGGGACUCAACUCGAACUAUCAGCUCGGAGAUGGUACAAUAACGUCCCGAUAUACUCCACAAAAAUUGAUUUUCCCUGCAUAUUGCAAUGCAUCAACUAUUGCAGCUGGAUGGCAUACAAACUUUGCCACAUGUGAAAAUAAUGACGUGUAUGUUUGGGGAUGGAACUCGAACGGAGAAGCUGGGUUAGGACACAAAAAUCCAAUCACCACACCUUUAAAACACACCUACAACUUUGAUGGAAAGGUGUUGGAAAUUGCCUCAAGUCGUUUUCAUACGUUUGCUAUUACCUCAGACGGUAAAUAUCAUGGAACAGGUGUGAAUGACGUGAAAAACGUUUUCUUCAGAGGCAAUACUUUGACAACGUCAUUCCAAGUCGUUGAUAAUUAUCUCAAGCAUACCAUACCAUGGCAGCUAAGAAAGAUGCCAUACUUUGAAGCAGCUGAUCGUAUUUAUGCUCUUAUUGCGGAUGGAAUGCCACCAACGCGACCUCAAAACGGUUUCAACAUGUAUUAUAAGAAUAGAAAUGAAACUGAAAAAUCGUGGCGGCUGGUUGAGUAUAACCCAGAAACAAAUUCAGGCUUUCCGGUCUCUAUCUAUAGCAGUCAUUUCCUCAAGCUUGAUGAAUAUGUUUACUUUUUUGGUGGUUUUAUAAACGAUCAUGUCUCAGACAAAAUUUAUAGAGCAUCCUUUGCAGACGUUGAAACCACAUGGGAGCAACUCAAUUACACCCUGCCCUACAAAGUAGCAGGAGGUAUGACCUACAUUGUGAAUGAAUAUUUUUAUAUUUUUGGUGGUAUAGUUUCAAUGUACAAUGAGAACGACGGAAGCUAUAACGAGAAAGCAACAAAUACCAUUCUGAGGGCACCACUGUCCAACAUUUCUGACUGGUCUGUGUACAAUAAUCGAUUACUUCCAGCCACUCUUCAUAGUGGCCAUAUUGGAGUUGUGUGGCCUCAUUUGUACAUAUUUGGAGGAUGUCAAAAUGUCUUCAAGUGUGAUAUGAACAUUUUUAGAGCUCUUCUUGUUGACGUUGGCACAUGGGAAAUGACCUUUGGUUUACUGCCUCAUUUCUAUGGUAACGCUGUUCUUGUCCAAACAAAUGAUUACAUGUAUUUGUUUGGAGGAUUUGCCGAUCCAGAAAGACCAGGAGGUAGAUUUAUUGCACGAGGAUCCAAGCAAGAUAUUGUGGGUUCCUGGAUGGCGAUUCCUGAUUUGAUUCCUGACUUUAUGGCCUCUGCAGGUGCAUUGUCAGGAAAUCAUAUUGUGUUGGUGGGUUAUGAUUUUAGACAGAAUCAUCAUUUGGAUGUGGAUAGCGACAGAGUUGGUGAAACCAUUGAAAUUCAAGGAGAAUAA
Molecule: messenger RNA, 2499 nt
Organism: Naegleria fowleri
Lineage: Eukaryota; Heterolobosea; Eutetramitea; Acrasida; Naegleriidae
Exons: 2
Coding region: 1-2499 (832 amino acids)
Molecular function (GO): protein binding
Source: RefSeq, a predicted model, not a curated record